Messenger RNA from Drosophila ficusphila, 894 nucleotides. Its product is annotated as histone H1-like. The record is from RefSeq and is a predicted model, not a curated record. NCBI's taxonomy places the organism in Eukaryota, Metazoa, Arthropoda, Insecta, Diptera, Drosophilidae. Gene Ontology annotation, biological process: nucleosome assembly. Gene Ontology annotation, cellular component: nucleosome. The transcript has a single exon. Gene Ontology annotation, molecular function: structural constituent of chromatin; DNA binding. The coding region runs from base 46 to 807 and encodes 253 amino acids.
CGCGCGCCAUUUUCGAAGCAAAAAAGUGUAUUUUAGUGAAGAAAAAUGUCUGAUUCUGCAGUUGCGACGUCCGCUUCCCCAGUGGCUGCCCCACCAGCGCCAGUUGAGAAGAAGGUGGCCGCCAAAAAGGCUUCUGGAUCCACUGCCGCAAAGGCAAAGAAGGUCGCCGCGCCACCAUCUCACCCACCAACACAGCAAAUGGUAGACGCCUCUAUCAAGAACUUGAAAGAACGUGGCGGCUCGUCUCUUCUUGCAAUUAAGAAAUAUAUCACUGCCACUUACAAAUGCGAUGCCCAGAAACUGGCUCCAUUCAUCAAAAAGUAUUUGAAAUCUGCCGUGGUCAACGGAAAACUGAUCCAAACAAAAGGAAAAGGUGCGUCUGGUUCAUUUAAACUAUCGGCCUCCGCCAAAAAGGAUCCCAAGCCUAAAGCUACGUCUGCUGAAAAGAAAGUGAAAAGCAAGAAAGUAGUCGCCAAGAAGGCCGGAGCUGGAGCCACCACUAAGAAAGCUGCCGGAGCUGCUGAGAAGAAGCCCAAGGCAAAGAAGGCUGUGGCCACCAAAAAGACCGCCGAGAAAAAGAAAACCGAGAAGGCAAAGGCGAAGGAUGCCAAGAAAACGGGAACCGUUAAGGCAAAGCCAGCAGCAGCAGCAAAAGCCAAGUCUACUUCAGCAAAGCCAAAGGCAGCCGCCAAAGCACCAAAAGCCAAGCCGGCGGCUUCUGCCAAGCCCAAAAAGGUGGUGAAGAAGGCAGUUGCUCCCGCCACCGCUAAAAAGCCGAAAGCAAAAACAACGGCAGCCAAGAAAUAAACUGCGUACACGCUCGAUGUCGCUGUACAGUCGCAAUUUCAGAUUUCGAAAUCUGAGAUUCAUUUAAACAAGCCCUUUUCAGGGCUA